CCGCGCAGCCCGCCUUCCCCCCGGCGGAAGCGGGAGUGACGGCAACCAGGGCGACGACAAGAUGGCGGCCCCCAGCCUGCUGCGCGGGGGGCUGAGGCGGCUGUUCGCCGGGCUCUGGGGACGGAGCUGGGCUUCGCCACCGGCCCGAGCCCUCCGGGAGGUCGUGGAGGUGACCGAAGGCAACACGACCACAAUUGAAGGGAGAAUUAUAGAGGAUGCUGCAGCACCAACUCCUCCUAACCCCUCUGGCCAGUGUCCCAUCUGUCGCUGGAACCUGAAGCAUAAGUAUGAUUACGUGGAUGUCCUGCUGCUGAGCCAGUUUAUCCGUUCUGACGGAGGGAUGCUGCCACGACGGAUCACAGGCCUCUGCUUGGAGGAGCACAAGAAGGUUGCGGUCUGUGUGCAGAUGGCUCACCGUGCAGGUUUGUUGCCAAACCACAGGCCUCAACUUCCUGAAGGGCAUAUUCCCAAGAAACCCAAGCUCAACAGGUAUCUGACCCGCUGGUCCGUCAGAUCUGCAAAGCCCAUCUGGAAGAGGGGCCCUAAGUGGUGCAAAGUUCCCAUGCCAGUUGGACACCCCUUGCUGAAGGAUAACGUCAAAUAUACACACAAGCCUCUUAAUUUCAACCACUAGGGUCCAGAAUUGGCAUAGCCAAUGAGUACAGCUGCUUUACACUGUUCUGGUUUUUUAUUUGUGUUUUUUUUUUUUUUUUUUUCAAGUUUGUCAGUAUCUCCAAUUUCCAAAUUCAAAAACUGUCAUUAGUGUUCUGUAUUGUCUCCAGUGAAUGAGCUCCGAUCUGCUUCUCGAGGAGGACACAACAUUCAGCAAAGCAGAAUUCAGUGUUCAGAAUGAUUUGGAGAAAGCAGGAGGCAACGGCUUGUCCUCAAAGCCAGAAAGGAUCCAAAGGUUUCUGUUUCGUUAUAGUCUACUACUGGGUUUGGAAAAGGUUGUUUCCUUCUUUUCCCAGAAAUGAAUGGUAUUUCCCCAUUAAUGUGUUUCAACUCAGAUUUGCCUUAGUUGGGCUCUUGUGCCUGUGACACUGAUGGAAGAAGAGGCCUCCUGCAGCACUGUUUCCUCAGCAGUAAUGGAAAUUACAUUAAUGAUUACUGAAGUGAAAUAUUUUUAUAAUCUAUACCAUCCAUAACUUGCAGCAGAACGCCUGUGCAGUGGCAGGCAGGCAUGUGUAUGUCUUAUAUGACCUCUUCAGGAUUCCUAGCCUGUGCAUCCCUCCUGGAUCUAGCAAAUACAGAAUGCUGACGUUCUUGACAA
Oxyura jamaicensis (ruddy duck) is the source of this 1270-nucleotide messenger RNA. RefSeq names its product mitochondrial ribosomal protein S18A (gene MRPS18A). The record is from RefSeq and is a predicted model, not a curated record. NCBI's taxonomy places the organism in Eukaryota, Metazoa, Chordata, Aves, Anseriformes, Anatidae. The transcript has 6 exons. Gene Ontology annotation, biological process: mitochondrial translation. Gene Ontology annotation, molecular function: small ribosomal subunit rRNA binding; structural constituent of ribosome. Gene Ontology annotation, cellular component: mitochondrial small ribosomal subunit; ribosome. The coding region runs from base 62 to 634 and encodes 190 amino acids.